GGUGCCCCAGUUAGUUGCGCGCGAAGCUGGAAACUAGUGGGAGGGGUGAGCUGUUCUCUAACCGGAAGAAAGUGUGUAAAAAAGAAAAAGCGCCGAAAAUCAACCCAAAAACUCCUGAAACAAUCCCGAACCAUCCGCAGGAAUCAUGGCCGAUCCCAAGGACACACCAGACGAGCACGAGACCGGCACAGAUAACGUUGAUGAUGCGAACCAUGACCCACACUUUGAGCCCAUCGUGUGUCUGCCUGAGCGUGAAGUCAAAACUCUAGAGGAGGACGAGGAGGAGCUGUUCAAAAUGAGGGCAAAGCUGUACCGCUUUGCCAGUGAGAAUGACCCGCCGGAGUGGAAGGAACGUGGUACGGGGGACGUCAAGCUGCUGCGCCACAAAGAGAAAGGCUCCAUCCGCCUGCUGAUGAGGAGAGACCGCACACUUAAAAUCUGUGCCAACCAUCUCAUUAUGCCGCUGAUGGAGCUGAAGCCGAACGCAGGCAGUGACAGGGCCUGGGUGUGGAACACACAUGCUGACUUUGCAGACGAAGAACCUAAACCAGAGCUGCUGGCCAUCCGCUUCCUCAACGCAGAGAAUGCACAGAAGUUCAAGGUGAAGUUUGAUGAAUGCAAGGAGGAAGUCAGAAAAUCGCUCGAAGAAGGCAUAAACAAAGCCAACAAUGUGGCAGAGAAACUGGAGGAGCUGUCAAUCAAGGACAAAAAGAAGAAAGAGGAAGAGAAGGUGGAGAAAGAGAAGACUACAGAGGAGAAGACGACGGAGGAGGAGAAGAAGGAGGGCGAGGAGAAAUGAGCAUUGUUUUUUCUUCUUCUCCAUCCCCCCUGCAGCACUUCUUCUCUUUUCUACAACAGACUCUGAACACAACAUUCGGACACUUAGUCUCUUUAUUUUGUUUUUCUUUUUUUUCUUUUUUUUUUUUCCUUUCUUUUUUUUUUUUAAUUUGUCCAUCAGAGACCUCAACGUCAUUCUUAAUCCAUUCCUCUCUCUCACACCUACACACACCUACACUCUCUAUUGCACUUGUCUGCUUGUGUACGGAUCACCUGAUGGCCCUGACAGGGGCAGGGCUCGGCUCUGUCCCUCGUCAGGCUGUAAUUUUUUCUUUUCUGUGCUCGCUGCAGAGCGAGUGAGCAGGAAGUGAGUUUGACAGAAUGCUGGGAUUUCCGAGGGAGAACCCAGGAGGAGAGGGUUCCUGCCUGCGUGAAGGAUCAGAAGAGAUCUGUGAAGAACCCUGAGGCCUGGCGCUGCUCUGUCUGAUUAUAUACGAAUGGAGGAAAUAAAGAAGUUCACUCGA
Molecule: messenger RNA, 1301 nt
Organism: Tachysurus fulvidraco (yellow catfish)
Lineage: Eukaryota; Metazoa; Chordata; Actinopteri; Siluriformes; Bagridae
Gene: ranbp1
Product: RAN binding protein 1
Exons: 6
Coding region: 146-799 (217 amino acids)
Biological process (GO): nucleocytoplasmic transport; positive regulation of mitotic centrosome separation
Cellular component (GO): centrosome; cytoplasm; nuclear pore
Molecular function (GO): GTPase activator activity
Source: RefSeq, a predicted model, not a curated record